CUGCUUUGUUUUGUGUUUUGUUUUGUUGUUGGCUUUUCUUCUUGAGAUGAGAUUAAUGCUCUGCGUUAGGAGUUCCAGGAUUCAUUUGCACUGUUGGCUCCGAUCCCCACCACCAUAAGAUAAAAUACUGAAAUACAUCCAUUACUAAAGUAAUUUUCUUUGGUCCUUUUCUUCGGUUCUCUACCGUGAAAGAGUAUUAUUGUUUAUCUUGUUCUCUCAGUGGUUAAUUCCUCUCCUAUGUGAUACCCUUACACUCUAUCAGCAAGUAUGGCUGUGGGAAGUUAUGAACUGGCGCACGAAGAAUUGCAGUGCAAGAAGAGAGGACAGUCUUCAGAUCAGGUCUGAGUUGCACCCACAGAGUUGCACCUGGAAUAAGAAAGGGGCAAUUAAACAGCAAGCUCAAGCUGUAUUUGCAGCUCUGAUACAUACAGAGCAAAUAAGCAAGAAUUAAAGGCAUCAGUAAGUGGAUGGAGAGAAAAUGGAGUGAAAAGGACUGGAAGCUGCUCAAGAAUGAGAAUAAAGGACGUUGGUAAAACAUAGGAUGAUACAGGUCAGUAUGGAUGUAUUGGACAAAACUUCAGGGCUCUGGGUUGGAAUAGCAGGCAUGUGGCAGGUCACAACACCUAUGUGUCACGCUACCCAGGAGCCCCAGCACGGAACAAGUCCCACUGCUGUAGGAUGGGUUGAUGCUCAACAGGCAGAGCUGCCUGUGGACUGCUGAUCAAUCUGCCCUGGUGCUGCAUAGCUCACCUUGGUCAUAUGAAUACCAAUUCACCUACAAUAAGCAGCAUGAAAAGAGAUUGUGAACAGAAUCCAAGAGAAAGCAAGUGAAGGUCUUUCUUGUAGUUAGAAAUGAGAUGUAGAAAAGGGUUUUUGCUGGCAAGGCAAGCAUCAUUCAGGUGAAGAGUUAGUCCCUGUCGCUCCCUGAGACCAAACCUUGGUGUUGCUCCGUUGCUGCCUGCUUCUAGCUCAGUCGACAGCGGUGGCACUGACAAUUCAGUGACCUCAAAGAUUUGUGGCUGGUGCCCAGCUGGACUGACUAUCCUGACCGAAUCUCCUGUUGUUGUUUUUCCUUUGAAAUUGUAUGUCUUUCCAGAUUGAUGUUUUUCCUUUUGAAUCCUUGAACUACUGUUGGUGCCAUCUCAAUGGCUCUAUCUAUAAUUUUCACCCUUCCAAUCUAUGUAUUUUCUCCUAGAUCUUAUUAAGCAGUUUGAGUCAGUUACGCAGUUACACCCGGAUUACUGGUACACAGGCAGUUAAAUCCCUGGAUUGUGCGUCAAAGGGAAGCUUACAGCAGGGGUUACAGUAGCCUAUUAAUUUAAAAGUGACAGAAUUUUGGAGCUCACUCAGCACAUUGUCUGGGGGGGAAUCUCAUCUCAUUAGUAACGGGACACUCAAGAAAUAGCUCCCUAACUUGAGUUGUUGGUACUGUUUCGUUUUAGGGCUUUCUGGUUAAGAGUAUUUUGGAUCAGGCAAGGUGGUACUUCUCCAGCCUUAAAGUCCUGGUGAUUCUGUGGGAAGUGAAGCUAGGCGAAACCUUUGGCUUCAGGAUCAUCGUUUCCAGAUGAACCUAGUUUAGUAACCACUGAAGCUCUGCCCUGCCACCAACACACAGUAUGGAAGCCAUCGCCAAGUUUGACUUCACUGCUUCUGGAGAGGAUGAGCUGAGUUUCCAGGCUGGAGAUAUCCUGAAGGUUUUGAGCUCCCAGGAAGAGUGGUACAAAGCUGAACUCCGAAGCCAAGAGGGCUACGUUCCUAAGAAUUUCAUUGAUUUUCACGUUCCCCCCUGGUUUGAUGAGAAGAUAUCCCGCCACGAAGCUGAGAGCAUCCUCAUGAGCAAAGGAGUUGGUUCUUUCAUUGUCCGAGCCAGUCAGAACUCUCACGGUGACUUCUCCAUCUCUGUCAGGCAUGAAGAAGAUGUACAACACUUCAAAGUGAUGAGGGAUUCAAAGGGAAACUAUUAUUUGUGGACAGAGAAAUUCUACUCACUGAACAAGCUGGUAGACUACUACAAGACAAGUACCAUCUCCAGGCAGAAGCAGAUCCUCCUGAGGGAUGACAGCCGAGAAGAGAAGGAAAGGCGUGGUGGGAGCCUGGAACGAAUGAGCCGGGAUGGACUCCAUGUGGGUGGAGCAGCUGGAGAAGCUCAUUCUUCUAUGUCCAAGAGAUAUGUGGACCAUCCUGUCCCUGUGUUUCACCAGCAACAGGAUAGGUAUGGAGGGAGCCUGGACAGGAAAGAUGCACUGCACGGACUAAGGUAUCAUAGCCAAGGAAGUGCAGCAGCUAUGCAACGGAGACACACGGACCCACUGCAUCAGCAGACACCACGAACACUAUGGGUCCGUGCCUUGUACGACUUUGAUGCUGUAGAGCACGAUGAGCUGGGCUUCCGCAGCGGAGACAUCGUAGAAGUCCUAGACAGCUCCAACCCAUCAUGGUGGAAAGGACGUCUGCGUGGAGAACUGGGUCUCUUCCCUGCCAACUAUGUCACACCGGUGCUACUGUGAGGCUGCAUUUGUGCCCCAGAGAUCCAUAUUAGAGCUGCUUUUCUGACAUGACAGGGACAGAGUGCAUCUUCCCUUGUCCCCAGGACAUUUGGUGGUUUUGGUUUUGUCUUAAUUUAUUGGUAAUUGAUCUUCUGAGAUGUUGAUGAGAAAGAGAACCCUAUGAAGGAAUUUUUUUUCCUUGUUUUGUACGUUAAUGACUGGGAGGGGAGCAAGAAUCCUGGACUGUUUACUGAAAUCUUGCUGGAUCCUCCCUGCCCCAUCAUUCUUUUGGCUAAGUAUUAAUAACUUCCUGCAGUUAGGUUUGUUCUGUGGAAAUGCACCUCAGAGAAGUCGGGCUUCAGUAUCUGAGUAGAACUACGCCCUUCUUUUGGAUCUGGUUGUAUUCAUAGUCCCUUCAGGCACUGUUUCACCUUUCUUCUAGAGGCAGGACAAGUGCCCAGGUGAAUUAAAUGAUGACUGGUAAACACAUUAAUCCUUUAGGUAGGGAUGAAAAGUCCUUAGGCUGAGGUGCAAGGCAACCAUGACUUUUCUAAAUAGUUUUAGGCUUGCACCUCUAGUACUUGCUGUGGGCUUAGGCUGUGUGGAUACCAGGGGAAGGGACGAAAUCCUGUAAGUUGUUGUACAGCCAACCCAGUGGUAAAGGCAUGGAAGGGUGAGAAGCUAAUUUCAGUGCUUCUUCAGACAGUCCUGCUCUCCUGCACUUCCGUCUGCACCCUAUAGCAACAAUUUGUCUCAUUUUCAAGCUGCUUUCCAAGGUACCUAUGCAUCCUUGUAGAUGUCCUGGUUAGAGCAGAUCAAGCCCUUCAGCUAAAUGAAUAUCCUCUGGAUUGAAUAACAGUGGGCAAACCUUACUGGUUCCUUUCUAAAACUGAACUGGGGAGGGGCUGGGAAGAAGAGGUUUUUCUGGUUUGGUGCCAGAAGUUCUGUCCCUGAGAAGGUGGGGUGUUCAGGAUCACUGAGUACACAGCUCUGACUUGCUAGUGGAAUGCCUCAUGCAAAUCGUUGAGCUGUUACUUUACAGUAUGCAGAGAAUAAAGUUGUGGCCAUUGAA
Messenger RNA from Numida meleagris (helmeted guineafowl), 3558 nucleotides. It is a transcript of the gene GRAP2, whose product is annotated as GRB2-related adaptor protein 2. The record is from RefSeq and is a predicted model, not a curated record. NCBI's taxonomy places the organism in Eukaryota, Metazoa, Chordata, Aves, Galliformes, Numididae. The transcript has 8 exons. Bases 1617 to 2507 code for a protein of 296 amino acids. Gene Ontology annotation, molecular function: protein binding.